Aureococcus anophagefferens is the source of this 2208-nucleotide messenger RNA. RefSeq lists its product as hypothetical. The annotation marks the transcript as partial. The transcript is spliced from 3 exons. The record is from RefSeq and is a predicted model, not a curated record. NCBI's taxonomy places the organism in Eukaryota, Pelagophyceae, Pelagomonadales, Pelagomonadaceae.
AUGAGCGGCCUCUACCCGCAGGUCGCCGAGCUCGAGGCGCAGAACGCGGCCCUCGGCGGGAAGGCCGGGGGCUACAGCGACGAGCGGGGCCCGCUCGUCGCCGAGGCGCGGCUCCAGGUCGCCAGCGACGACGGCCGCUGCGCCGGCGAGCUCCACAAGAAGGGCGGCACGCGCAGCGGCCUGCUCAACCGGCACAACUGGUCCCUGCGCACGUUCUGGGUGCGCACGGAGCUCGCGGACGGCGAGAACUACGAGCUGCUCUACUUCAAGGGCGGCCCCGACUACGCCAAGGGCGCCGCCGCGCUCCGGAAGGCCGCCAAGGGCAGCCUGCCGCUCGCGGGCUGCACCGUCGUCGAGGCGUCGACGGGCCACCGGUCCAAGGGCGUCGGCUUCGAGUUCCAGCUCUUCGGCGCGCGGAGCGGCGCCUUCGAGAUGUACGCCGAGACCCUCGAGGCGCGGAGCCGCUGGUGCGAGACGCUCCGGUACGUCAUCUCCGUCGCGAACGCGCGCGCGCGCUGGCUCCAGGGCGAGCGGUCCGCGUCCCUGGGCCUCGCGGCGCAGCUCGGCGGCCUCGAGGCCGAGCCGUCGACGGCGGCGCUCGCGGGCGCGGUCAAGGUCAAGGCGAAGAAGGACAAGGCGGGCACGCUCUUCGCCGGGAAGAAGACCAACUACUCCGCGGCGGCGACGACCUUCCAGCCCGCGGCGGACCCCCGCGACGACUCGGACGACGACGACUACGCAGCCGGAGCUCCGGCGGCGCCCGACCUCGGCGACGGCGCGACCUGCGCCCUGCGCGUCGAGGUCGACGCCGACGCCUACCCGCCCCAGUCCGCGGCGCGCGCCGAGUUCCUCGACGCGUUCGCGCGCGACGUCGCGGAGGCGCUCGACGACGACGAUUUCUCGUACGACGGCGAGGCGGAGCCGCUGCGCGUCGCGCCGGCGGACGUGCGCGUGCUCGGCCUCGCGCCGGCGCCGGAGCUCGACUGGAUGUGCCUCGUCGAGUUCGAGCUCUUCCCCGGCGGCGGCGGCGGCGACGAGAAAGCGUACGAGGCGGCCGACCGCGCGGCGACGCGCGGCGCCGCGGUCCGCAAGCUCGCGGCGCUCGUCAAGGACGCGGACUCGCCGCUCUACGAGGGCGACGUGGCGUGCUUCGUCGACCGCGACUUCACGGCCGGGCUCUUCGGGGUCGAGGAGGCGGCGCCCGCGAAGGCCGAGGCGCCGCCGUCGCCGGACCCCGCGGUCGCCGCGGUGCUGGCCCGCUACGACGCGGCGCGCGCGCCGCCGUCCCGCGCGAAGCCGGGCUGCGUGCCGCCGCCCUUCGGGAGCGGGCGGAGCGGCGCGCGGCGCGACGACGUCACGUUCACGGUGUACGUGACCUACAAGGGCCUCCGGAAGCCGCUCCAGGUGCUCAACCCGACGAAGUGCCGCCGCGUCAAGUGCUGGGUCUGGCCCCACGACGUCCUGGCGGCCCUGGGCCUCGGCCGCGGCGUCGCGGGGCCCUGGACGGCCGCGCGCGCGCUCAAGCCGACGACGCUCGGCGGCCGGGCCGUCACGGCCGGGGCAGGACAAGAGAGCGAAAUUCCCAACUUCAAAGGCUCCUAUCUCGGCCGUUUUCCACUCGUCACGGCGCAGCUCGCGACGGAGAUCCCCUUCCUCGACGUCGGCCCGCCGGCGCCGCCGGGCAUCCCCCGGCUCAAAGCGCUCCAGGCGUCGCGGCUCCACGCGGGCAGCGACUACGAGCUGGUCGUGGACGACUCGCGCAUGGACGCGUUCGACCGCAUCUCGCCCAGCGAGCGCGCGGACCUCGAGGCGAAGCUCGCGGCCAUGCCCGGCGCCGUCGACGACGGCGCGCCCGCGGCGGACCUCGCGGCGGACUUCAAGGCGCGGUGCGCGGCGCACGCGGAGGCGCUCGACGCGAAGCUCGCGCGCCUCGUCGAGGACGGCGAGGAGGACGGCGAGGGCGGCGACGUGUCGCUCACGGACGCGGAGAUCGCCGCCGCCGAGGCGCUCCACAAGGCCCACGCGCGGCGCAUCAAGGACGCGGACCGCCGCUUCGCGGACCUCGUCGACCACGCGGCCGUGGCCGGCACGGUGUCGAAGAUGGACGCGGCGCUCCUCGAGGUCGCCUGGAUCCAGACGACCCUCGACCCGGCGAAGAUCAAGCUCUUCUAGGGAGCGCGGGGGUGUCUAAGGACGGCGCUCGGCGUC